Messenger RNA from Alexandromys fortis (reed vole), 729 nucleotides. Its product is annotated as trichosurin-like. Gene Ontology annotation, molecular function: small molecule binding. The transcript is spliced from 6 exons. Lineage: Eukaryota; Metazoa; Chordata; Mammalia; Rodentia; Cricetidae. The coding region runs from base 24 to 560 and encodes 178 amino acids. The record is from RefSeq and is a predicted model, not a curated record.
UCCCAGGAAGACACAGCAGAGCGAUGAAGCUUCUAUUGCUGCUGGCUGUGGGGCUGGACCUGGCCUGGGCCCAGCAGGACCAAAGCCAGGUUCCCGUGCAACAGGGCUUCAGCUCUGAUCAGGUGACAGGGGCCUGGAAGACCCUCAAUCUGGCUUCCACUAACCGGUCUGUCAUUGAAGAAGGAGGUGCUUACCAGUGCUUCAUGACUGGUAUUGUCCGCCUGGCCAACGGCAACCUGAAUGUUACCUACUUUCACAGGAAAGAUGGAAAGUGCGUGAAGGAAUUUCUCGUGGCAGAGAAAACGGACAUCCCUGGACGCUACACCUUUGAGUACCAAGGCAAAAACUAUCUGACUUUCGUGGCCGUCACUAAGGACUUCCUCAUCAUGGACUACGAAAACCAUUAUGAAGGAAAUAUCCUCAUUGUGGCUGAGCUCCAUGGCAGGACUCUGCUUUCAGGUAAACUGGGAUUGGUGGCCUAUUUGAAGCACACAGCCAGAAGAGGCAUUGGAGCAGGCAACAUUGUGGAUGUGUCCUUGGAUCCUUGUAACAGUGCCUGAGAUCAGACCGCCGGACAUCUGCCGCCCUCAAGUCCAGGCCUGUGCAACCCAAGAGUCAGCGCUGUCCAUGGCCUCCGUCUCCUGACAUUCUUGAUCAUCAUCUCCUAUCCAUUCAUCAACUCCGAACCACCCUUCCCUGUGUAGCAAAUAAACCCAGCAUCCGCUCAUG